UAUAUUAUAUAUUAAAAAUAAACAACACAAUCUUAAUAUGCAAGGAUUAUUACAACCAUCUCAACAAACUCUUCUUGUUCGUUCUCCAACUGAAGGAUCUCUUAAAAGUUAUUCCAGAUAUGAAAGUAAAGGCAAGAAAAGGAUUCUAUAUAAAAAUCAUAAAGGAGAUAUUGUUGAUCCUCCUGAAAAAUCUCUUCGAUUCAAUAAUACUCAAUAUUCAUAAUCAACUUAUACCAAUAAGUCUCGAACACAUACUCCUACACCAUCAGAAACUAUUAAAACUUAAACUACAGGAGUCUUUGAUAUUCUACCUAUUGAUGAUCCUAUUUGGUUAGAAUUGAUUCCUAUUGAAAUUUAAUCAGAUCAAAAUUUCAAUCUUGAAAAAUUGAUCAAUGAAAACCAAGAAUAUUUUAUUAAUUUACUUGGAUUGUAUAUGUAGGAAAGGUAAUUUAAUCGAAUCCAAGAAUUGAAACUUUCAUUACCUAAUAAAAAACAAUAAUCUACUUAUGAUUCUGUUUUUAAAAAGCUUCAACCUUUAGAUUAAUCUAAUUUCAAUAUCAAAAUGUAUGAUUAAGUACCUUUAGCAUAGUCUCUACAAUUAUAAACUUAAUAUGAGGUAUUUUUACAUUCAUAUAUUUUCCAAGACAUCUUAUCGUACUCCUAAACCUUAAUUUCAAGAAAAUUUUAAACCUCCCUUUCAAAGAGAUCCAUCAGAAAUGCUUACACUCACAAGUUAUAAAUAAGAUUAUUUUAACUGGAAACCAACCUUAACUGAAAGAGUUGGACCUUAAAGAGGAUAAAGUACAGGAGCUUUGCCUUUUCUUGGUAAAACAUCUUAUUAAGAGGACUUUCGUUUUACUCAUUGUGAACCUACUGAGUCUGCUAAAAAGAAAUCUAUGUAAAUAUAUAUAGUAUCAUCAAUUAUUUAUAGGGGACCUUUUGCAUCUAGUGGUGCCAUGAUAUUCAAAGAAGCUUUAUCUAAAAUCCAUUAUCCUCCAUAUACAUUCGAAGAUCUACCUUUUAGAAAAUAAAACAGUAGUCAUAUCUAAAGCAAUGGAUCUUAUGAUGGCUAAUUUAAAACAACUUUUAAAAAGUUUCAAUACAUUCUUUUAUAUUAGAUCUUUCGCUCAUAAAGUACCUGAUCCUAUUAUUCAAGAUAGAUAUUGGAAAUAAAAGCUAAUAUAAAAAAUUUUAGAGAAGAAGUAAAUUUAAUGA
This is a messenger RNA of Paramecium sonneborni, 1215 nucleotides long. The record is from the annotation of a GenBank genome assembly. NCBI's taxonomy places the organism in Eukaryota, Ciliophora, Oligohymenophorea, Peniculida, Parameciidae.